AUGAUGAACUUCUUCGAUCCGUCGCAGCCCAAGAAAGAGUCUCGAAAAUGCGCCAACGUUGAAGACUACAAAAAAGCCUUCGACUUCUUCGACGCAAAUAAUGAUGGCCAUAUCACUGCCGAGGAGCUUGAAGCCGCGAUGAAUAAAUGUGGCCAAUUCCCGUCAAAGCUCGAGCUCAGAUUGAUCAUCCAUCAUGGGGAUAAUGACAAAAACGGCGUGAUCACCUUCGACGAGUUCGCCCAUCUGAUGAGCGGGUCGACGUCGCGGAACAAGUAUACCUUUGCUCAGCUCCAAGAGCAGUUUCAGAUGUUUGAUAAGGAUAAAGACGGCUACAUCGAAAAACAAGAAAUGAUCGAAAUUGUCCGCGAAUUAGCCCUCGGCUCCUCAUUCCCCCGCGGCGUCAUCGAACAAAUGUUCCGGGAGGCCGACGUCGACGGUGAUGGCAAAAUCUCGUUUGAAGAAUUCGUCUUGGCGGUCAAC
This is a messenger RNA of Mesorhabditis spiculigera, 480 nucleotides long. The record is from the annotation of a GenBank genome assembly. NCBI's taxonomy places the organism in Eukaryota, Metazoa, Nematoda, Chromadorea, Rhabditida, Rhabditidae.